AUGCUUUCAUCUACCAGUCACGAUGGGUACGCUGAGUUCGAUAUACCGCCAGUCCUUCAAGUUGAGCUCGAUGCUGCAGACACCACCUCUGCAUCGACCGAGGCAGAAAAAGUUCCUCGUGGCAAUGGUACCCUUAUCCUAUAUCGGUACCCACCUGACCCUCAGAACCUUGCAAGACAAAAUGUGUUAAAGAAGCUCGUGGAGUUAUUAGAGCCUGUGGUUACAAAGUGGCCCGGAAAAGAGGAUCUUCAGUUUGAAUGGCAAUUCAAGGAACUCCGUUUGGAAAGGGGCGGAUUAAUCACACCAACUGACAGCAGGAACGUUUUCAUUCCUCGGCCAUUACCCCCCACCGAAAAAAGCAUAGUUACCAUUUUAAUCAAGAAGUCAAGGUCCCAGAAAGUUGUGGAGUGGGAUUGUUCGAAGGCAUAUUUACUGGAACCUGACAACUCUAUUUUUGUACCUCCACAUGAUAGCAAGCCAUGCAGAAUGUGGCUACUCACAUUCCGAUACAAAGAAAAGGACAAGGAAGAGGUGAACCGAGAUGCUGGAAAUAGUGGGAGGGUUGUUGGACAAUUGCGGUAG
This is a messenger RNA of Fusarium redolens, 582 nucleotides long. RefSeq lists its product as uncharacterized. Lineage: Eukaryota; Fungi; Ascomycota; Sordariomycetes; Hypocreales; Nectriaceae. The record is from RefSeq and is a predicted model, not a curated record. The coding region runs from base 1 to 582 and encodes 193 amino acids. The transcript is spliced from 2 exons.